This is a messenger RNA of Ceratitis capitata (Mediterranean fruit fly), 1620 nucleotides long. Its product is annotated as pickpocket protein 28-like. Bases 1 to 1620 code for a protein of 539 amino acids. The record is from RefSeq and is a predicted model, not a curated record. Gene Ontology annotation, biological process: sodium ion transmembrane transport. Gene Ontology annotation, molecular function: ligand-gated sodium channel activity. The transcript has 6 exons. NCBI's taxonomy places the organism in Eukaryota, Metazoa, Arthropoda, Insecta, Diptera, Tephritidae. Gene Ontology annotation, cellular component: membrane.
AUGGAUCCUUUGAAGAAAUUACAAAGCCUGGCACCCACACAGGUUAUUACUAUGAAAAUAUAUGGCGCAACGAAAAAGCUUUUACAAAAAAGAAAACUACAAAAAAUCAAAACGGUUAUUUUCGAGAAUUUCAAAGGCUAUUGUGAUAAUACUUCUAUACAUGGAUUGAAAUACGUGGUGAAUAAGAGUCUACAUCCGAUUGAGAGGAUAUUUUUCGCAGUAUCUUUUAUAUGCGUUGUGUAUGGGGCAGCUGUUUUUGUUGGAAAAAUUUAUGAAAAAUGGAAUUACACACCAAUGCUGGUAAGUAUCAAUCCGAAGUCUACGCACAUCAUAGACGAUCCAUUUCCGGCGGUGACCAUUUGUAACCUCAAUCAGGUGUAUAAGGCAAAGGCCCAACAGUUUGCAGUUGACUCAGUAGAUUACACAAUGAUACAAACGAUUUGCAAACGGGACGCUAAUAUUUCUAAAGUCAACGCCAUUAAGGACUGGAGAAAUUUUAGAAAUUUAAUUAAGGAUAUUUCUCCACCCUGCAGUAAGAUGAUAUUGAAAUGUAAAUAUGGAGGAACGAAUUUCAAUUGCAGCGAGAUUUUUCGACCCAUUCUUACCGAUAAUGGAGUUUGCUGUUCGUUCAAUAUGGUCGAUCCCAAGUUUAUGUACCGAGAAUAUCCAAGAGAUUAUCAACCAGUCGAUUGGAGUUCGGAGGCUGGCUAUCCGGCCAUUUUACCAGAAAAAUUCAUACCAAUGAAAAGUUUGGGUGCAGGUGAAAGUGUUGGACUCAGCUUUGUAUUAGAUGUUGAGAGCGAGGAAUACUAUUGUUCCACAUCAGAUAGCAUCGGCUUUAAAAUUCUACUACACAAUCCGCUUGAAGUGCCUAAUAUGAGAGAAAUUGGACUUUUGCUUUCGCCUGGGCGAGAAACCAAAAUCCGCAUUCAACCUGAUAAAAUCGAAUCUGAAAGAUAUCUACGUUAUAUUAGUAAAAGCUCACGCAAAUGCUUAUUCGAAGAUGAGGAAUAUUUGGAAAUGUACAAUGAGUAUACGCAACGCAACUGUGGAGUUCAAUGCAGUGCUGGAGAAAUUUUGGAAAGUUGUGGCUGCUUGCCAUAUUACGUACCAAUGAUAUAUGGUAAUGAAACCAUUUGCGGCGUGCGUGACUACUCCUGUGCUGAGCGUAUUCGAAUGGAGACCUUGCACAUAAAAAACUCGAGAAGAGUUUGUUCAGAGUAUUGCGCUCCUUCCUGCAACGAUCUCUCCUACUUCCCAUCGUUUUUUUCUGCUCCACUACUAAAUACCAGUUUUCAGGGUGAAGAGGACAAAUUGGAUAAAAAUAUCAACAGCACGUAUUUGGAGAAAAAUAUCGCUGUGGUAAAAAUAUACUUCAGAGACAGCACCUAUAGAAGCCAGAAAAAUUCUGACUUCAUUGGGGCAACAGAUUUCUUAUCAAAUAUUGGAGGUAUAAUUAGUCUAUUCUUCGGCUUCAGCUUUAUAUCGCUAGCUGAGUUGGUCUACUACGGUAUCUUAAGGCCGUUGAGAUUGAUUUUCUACAUACAAAAAUCCCAAGUUGCAAGAUUGGCUAAAACACAAAAACGCAAAUCAAUUCAGCUCUUCUUCAGAAACCAAUAA